Aspergillus vadensis CBS 113365 is the source of this 446-nucleotide messenger RNA. RefSeq lists its product as uncharacterized. The transcript has a single exon. The record is from RefSeq and is a predicted model, not a curated record. Bases 84 to 332 code for a protein of 82 amino acids. NCBI's taxonomy places the organism in Eukaryota, Fungi, Ascomycota, Eurotiomycetes, Eurotiales, Aspergillaceae.
CCGUCUUGUAUGGUAUCUUUCCACACCUUUUUUUUUUUUGAGUACCAGCCUUUUUUUUCAAGAUGAGAUGAUGAUGGGAUGGGAUGGUGGAUGGCCGGAAAACUUUGGGGUCGAGGACACACCACACAACUCUCUUACUUACUAGUUCUUCUCUCUCUCUGUCUCUCCGUGCCGCCGGGCCCAGCUUGCUCAAUCUCGGUUCUUCACUCUCUAUCACAAAACCAACCUCCACCAUUCCUUUCCCCCCCCAAUCCCCUCCCCCUUCCCUCUUUCUUUCUCUCUCUCUUUCUCCAAUUUCCCAACCCGUUUGGAGGAAAUUGACAAUGGGAUGAGUAAGAGUAUCACACCUCACCCUCAAUUCUCACCCAUGUCCACAAGAUUACAUCUAAACCCCGAAAAUCAAAAAGAAAUAUAAUAAAAAAUAUUAUCAUUUCUUAUCUAAGAUA